ACGGCCCUGACACUUCUGAUUUAUUUCUUCGAUUCAUUUUAAUCAAAUAUUCGUCCCAUUUGUUCGACCCUUUUACCCUUCCGUUUGUCUCCGGUAUUUGCACCGUCGAGCCUCCACGACGACCGCGAGCACACCUUUUUUUGCACAGGGGCUCAUGCCUGGGACGGGCGUCACGGACCAAUCUUGCUCUCAGAAACAGUGGACUGUCCCCACCCCUAACAUGCGGCCUUUUCGAUCUUGUCAGUUUGUCACCCCCUUGGUCAACGCUUUCAUGUCAUUCAUUGGUACCCCUUCCCUUACAGGAGGGCCCGAGUUGGGAACCGAGUCUCGAGAAAAGAUUCCGAUCGAGGAAGUGUUUGAACAGCUGAAAUGUUCGAGGGAAGGAUUGACCUCCCAAGAGGGAGAAACCAGGCUCCAGAUUUUUGGCCCCAACAAGCUCGAGGAGAAAAAGGAAAGCAAAAUUCUCAAGUUUUUGGGUUUCAUGUGGAAUCCUCUCUCAUGGGUCAUGGAAGCUGCUGCUCUUAUGGCCAUUGCUUUGGCCAAUGGUGAUGGGAGACCCCCAGAUUGGCAGGACUUUGUGGGUAUUGUUUGUUUGCUUGUUAUCAACUCUACCAUCAGUUUUAUUGAAGAGAACAACGCUGGAAAUGCUGCGGCUGCUCUUAUGGCUAGCCUUGCUCCUAAAACUAAGGUGCUUAGAGAUGGAAAAUGGAGCGAGCAAGAAGCAGCAAUGUUGGUUCCGGGAGACAUCAUUAGCAUCAAAUUGGGAGACAUCAUACCAGCUGAUGCCCGUCUUCUUGAAGGUGAUCCUUUGAAGAUCGAUCAGUCUGCCCUCACUGGAGAAUCACUUCCUGUAACCAAGAACCCAGGGGAUGAAGUAUUCUCUGGUUCAACUUGCAAACAAGGUGAACUUGAAGCUGUUGUCAUUGCUACUGGUGUUCAUACCUUCUUUGGGAAGGCUGCGCAUCUUGUGGACAGCACCAACAAUGUGGGCCACUUUCAGAAAGUGCUCACUGCUAUUGGGAACUUCUGUAUCUGUUCAAUUGCCGUUGGUAUGGUCAUUGAGGUCAUAGUUAUGUAUCCCAUUCAGCACCGCAAAUACAGAGAUGGAAUUGACAACCUCUUGGUUCUCUUGAUUGGUGGCAUUCCCAUUGCUAUGCCCACUGUUUUGUCUGUGACAAUGGCCAUUGGAUCUCACAGGUUGUCUCAGCAGGGUGCCAUUACAAAGCGUAUGACUGCAAUUGAAGAAAUGGCUGGUAUGGAUGUCCUUUGCAGUGAUAAGACAGGAACGUUAACCCUCAACAAAUUGACUGUCGAUAAGAGCUUAAUUGAGGUUUUUGCAAAGGGUGUGGAAAAAGAUCAUGUUCUCCUGCUUGCUGCAAGGGCCUCUAGAACAGAGAAUCAGGAUGCCAUUGAUGCUGCCAUUGUUGGAACGCUUGCUGACCCAAAGGAGGCAAGAGCUGGUAUUCGAGAGAUGCACUUCUUCCCAUUCAAUCCCGUGGACAAGAGAACUGCUUUGACUUACAUUGAUGCUGACGGUAACUGGCACAGAUCAAGCAAAGGUGCACCCGAACAGAUCUUGACCCUCUGCAAUGCGAGUAACGAUCUUAAGAAGAAGGUUCAUUCAAUUAUUGACAAGUUUGCUGAUCGUGGGCUGCGUUCAUUAGCAGUUGCUAGACAGAAAGUACCAGAGAGAACAAAAGAAAGUCCUGGAGGUCCAUGGGAGUUUAUUGGUCUGUUAUCUCUCUUUGAUCCUCCAAGGCAUGACAGUGCAGAAACCAUCCGCAGAGCUCUAAAUCUUGGUGUAAAUGUCAAGAUGAUCACUGGUGAUCAACUUGCCAUUGCAAAAGAGACUGGCCGUAGACUUGGAAUGGGAACAAAUAUGUAUCCAUCUGCUACUUUGCUCGGACAAGACAAGGAUUCAAGCAUAGCUUCCCUUCCGGUAGAAGAACUGAUUGAGAAGGCAGAUGGGUUUGCAGGAGUGUUUCCAGAGCACAAAUAUGAAAUAGUGAAGAAGUUGCAGGAGAGGAAGCACAUUUGUGGAAUGACUGGAGAUGGUGUUAAUGACGCUCCUGCUUUAAAGAAGGCAGAUAUUGGUAUUGCUGUUGCUGAUGCUACAGACGCUGCACGGAGUGCUUCAGAUAUUGUUCUCACAGAACCUGGACUGAGUGUUAUUAUUAGUGCAGUUUUGACCAGCAGGGCUAUUUUCCAAAGGAUGAAGAACUACACUAUCUAUGCAGUCUCCAUAACAAUUCGUAUUGUGUUUGGAUUUAUGUUUAUUGCUCUGAUAUGGAAGUUUGACUUUUCUCCGUUCAUGGUUUUGAUCAUUGCCAUUCUAAAUGAUGGAACAAUUAUGACAAUCUCAAAAGAUCGAGUAAAGCCGUCUCCUCAGCCUGAUAGCUGGAAGCUAAAAGAGAUUUUUGCCACUGGAAUUGUACUUGGAGGUUACUUGGCAUUGAUGACUGUCAUAUUCUUCUGGGCAGUGCAUAAGACUGACUUCUUUACAGAUAAAUUUCAUGUGAGGAGUAUCAGGGGUAGCACAGAUGAAGAGAUGGCUGCUUUAUAUCUUCAAGUGAGCAUUGUGAGUCAGGCUCUGAUUUUUGUGACCAGGUCACGCAGCUGGUCCUUUGUGGAGCGCCCUGGACUAUUGUUGGUUUCUGCUUUCUUAAUUGCACAGCUGGUUGCAACUCUGAUUGCUGUAUAUGCUAACUGGGAAUUCGCAAAAAUUAAAGGAAUUGGGUGGGGAUGGGCUGGUGUCAUAUGGCUCUACAGUAUUGUUUUCUAUAUUCCUCUUGAUUUUUUCAAGUUUGCCAUCCGUUACAUCUUAAGUGGAAAAGCCUGGAACAACUUGCUAGAAAACAAGACUGCCUUCACCACCAAGAAAGACUAUGGAAAAGAGGAAAGGGAAGCUCAAUGGGCCGCUGCUCAAAGGACUUUGCAUGGGCUUCAGCCACCAGAGACUACUUCUCUCUUCCAUGAGAAGAACAGCUACAGAGAAUUGUCUGAGAUUGCAGAGCAGGCCAAGAGGCGAGCUGAAGUUGCAAGGCUUCGGGAGCUUCACACUCUCAAGGGACAUGUGGAGUCAGUGGUGAAGCUGAAGGGGCUCGACAUUGAGACAAUCCAGCAGCACUAUACAGUGUAGAAACCAACACUGCUCAAGAGGGCGAAGUGCUGCAAUUGAAUGACAUAAGAAGAUCGAGACAUAAAAGUCUUAAUUAGUUUAUUAAACUUUCUUGAUAAGGAGAACAUGUUUAUGAUAUACUUCUCCUAUCCAGUUUCCUUUUCCUUAUGUACUCCCCAUUUGAGAAGAAAGGGUUUGUAUGGUUCUUGCUACACGCAGGAGCACUCAUAUUUCAGUACUCUUCUAGUUUUUUAAUCAACUUUUCCCAUAAUU
This is a messenger RNA of Rubroshorea leprosula, 3391 nucleotides long. The record is from the annotation of a GenBank genome assembly. Lineage: Eukaryota; Viridiplantae; Streptophyta; Magnoliopsida; Malvales; Dipterocarpaceae.